UCUAAAAUCUGGUAGGAGAGCUCCAACUGAAUGGAAACCCCAGACGACAACCAUUGCCAUUCCACCGGCAUUGAGAGCAGCUUUGCUUUCCAACAUGAAAAUCAGAAACAUCUCUCUCCAAAUUCACAACCUGAAUCCGACGUCGUCCAGUGCUCCUCAGAUGCUGUGGCCAGAGGGCUGUCUUCGACGCUCGCCACUGUGAUCCGGGACUUCGACUCCAGAGCUCAGGACACUAUCGGAAGCCAGGACCAGCUCUCCUCCGCCCUCGAUCGUCUUACCCGAGAACUUGAUCAAUUGUUAGAAGAUGCACCCUUGCCAUUCAUCAUGCAGCAUGCUGCCAAGAUUUUGGGUGUUAGAAAGAGAGUCUCUUCAUUGAAUUCAAUUCUAAAAUCCAUACAGCAUCGAGUUGAUAAUAUAGACCGAAUGCUAUCUGUGGGCAUGCUACAUGAGAAGAUGGGAAUCGAAAGUUCUGGACAUCAUUAGGGUACGUCAUGUAAUCUUUCCUAUAUGUUCCUUUCUUCUUCAUUAUUUUUUUAUUUUUUAUUUUUUUGUUUUUGUACUUGCAUUCUAUAGUUUUUCAGUCGUAACAGGGAUUGCAAGAUUAUGAAUCCAGAUUUUUCAGUUGUAGUUUUUCUUUUACUCUCUGGUAAGGAGAGCCUCACUCCAGCUGGUAGUGAAAGACGGCCAAGUUUUGUUUUGUUGUGAAGAGACUGGUCGGUAUAAUCUUAGAACCUCGUGCAAAAUCAUCUUCAUCUGUGAAUUGAAAUGUAAGAUUGCUUUACCAAACUUUAUACGCUUUAUGGCUUCAAGAACUCGU
Messenger RNA from Corylus avellana, 817 nucleotides. RefSeq names its product SNARE-associated protein-like protein. Gene Ontology annotation, molecular function: SNARE binding. Lineage: Eukaryota; Viridiplantae; Streptophyta; Magnoliopsida; Fagales; Betulaceae. Gene Ontology annotation, biological process: endosome to lysosome transport; synaptic vesicle exocytosis; regulation of synaptic vesicle exocytosis. Gene Ontology annotation, cellular component: BORC complex; BLOC-1 complex; synaptic vesicle. The record is from RefSeq and is a predicted model, not a curated record.